Messenger RNA from Athene cunicularia (burrowing owl), 3479 nucleotides. It is a transcript of the gene GGT5, whose product is annotated as gamma-glutamyltransferase 5. The record is from RefSeq and is a predicted model, not a curated record. Gene Ontology annotation, biological process: inflammatory response; glutathione catabolic process; leukotriene D4 biosynthetic process. The transcript is spliced from 12 exons. Gene Ontology annotation, cellular component: plasma membrane. The coding region runs from base 206 to 1876 and encodes 556 amino acids. Gene Ontology annotation, molecular function: glutathione gamma-glutamate hydrolase; leukotriene-C(4) hydrolase activity. Lineage: Eukaryota; Metazoa; Chordata; Aves; Strigiformes; Strigidae.
AGGAAAGAAAGAGUACACCAUUUCCUUUUUAACAAAUUUUAAUCUUAAAAAGAAUGUAAUUCUCAGUCGCAGGGGGCAGAGCCCACUUCAGCGAGACCUCCCUCCCCAAACUGCCGGGAUCCUCUACUUUCACCCUGAGCAAAGCAGGCGCCUUCGCAAAAGGAGUAAAAGCCGUCAGCCGCUUCCGACAGCGUAGGACUAAGACAUGUCCACGGGGAAGGUCUGUUGUCUGGUGCUGCUGACCCUGGGGGUGCUGGCGGUGGUUGUUGUGCUCGUGGUCAUCCUGACGCAGCCCAGGUGCGGUCCUCAGCACUACCUGCAUGGGGCCGUGGCUGCUGACACCGAGACCUGCUCCGUCAUCGCCCGGGACAUCCUGAAAAGCGGAGGCACAGCUGUGGAUGCUGCCAUUGCUGGCUUGAUCUGCACUUCUGUGAUGAACCCUCAGAGUUCGGGCCUGGGUGGUGGGGUCGUAUUUACCAUCUAUAAUGCCAGCACAGGAACAGUGGAGGUGAUCAAUGCCCGUGAGACAGUCCCACGAGUGUUUCCACACAAUUUGCUGUCUGGCUGUUCUGCUCGUUUCCUUAUCGGUUCCCGCUGGAUUGGUGUACCAGGAGAACUUCGUGGGUACGAAGAAGCCCAUAAGCGAUAUGGCCGCUUACCAUGGAAAGCCCUUUUUGAACCAACUAUCAAGCUCCUUUCAGAGCCACUUGUCAUUUCCCCAGUUAUGGACAAAAUGAUCCGUCACCCAGCCUUCUCUGGCCCCGGAAAAAGCCUGUGCCCACUGAUAUGUGACGGUCAAAGGUUUCUGAAGCAUGGAGAGACUUUCAGGUGGCCAGCGCUGCAGCAAACACUGAGAGCUGUAGCAGAAAAUGGAGCUGCAGCAUUUUAUGAGGGACAGAUAGGAAAGGCCCUGGUGGAUGACAUUAAGAAGGCUGGGUCCAGUAUCUCACUGGAAGACCUUCAGGCAUACAAAGCAGAGGUGUCCUCAGCUCUGAACAUUACCCUGAACGAUCACACCACAGUGUUUUCUCCUGGACCACCCAUGGGAGGUGCUGUGCUCAUGUUCAUCCUCAAGAUAUUGGAAGAGUAUAAACUCCAUGAAGCAUCACUGGCAACAUCCGAGGAGAAGGUAGAAACCUACCAUCGCAUUGCAGAGGCCCUGAAGUUUGGCAAUAUGCUAAAACCCCAUAUGAGUGAUCCAGCCUUCUCCGAAGCGCAGGUGGCGGUGGGGACCAUUCUGUCUGAUGAGAUUGCUGAGCUAGUCAGAAGCCGAAUAGAUAACCGUGGUGACCACCCACUCAACCAUUACAACUUGUUCGAGUCCCUCUACAACAGAUACAAAAGCAAGGGCACAAGCCACAUCUCUGUGCUCGCUGCAGAUGGCAGUGCUGUGUCUGCUACCAGCACCAUCAACUACCCGUUUGGCUCCUUUGUGUAUUCUAACCAAACCGGGAUCAUUUUAAAUAAUGAACUUGCUGAUUUCUGCAUAGCAAACAGAAGCAUUAAACCAGGAGAGAAGCCUCCCUCAGCAAUGGUGCCUUCCAUUCUCAUCUCCAAGACAGGAGACAUGCUGGUGAUCGGAGGAGCAGGCGGGGCCUGGAUUAUCAGUGCUACUAGUAUGGCAAUUAUAAACAAGCUGUGGUUUGGCUAUGACUUGGAACAUGCCAUUUCAGCUCCCAUCAUGCAUACUGAAGAUGACAAUAUCCUGUUUGAGGAACAUUUCAGUGAGGAGGUUAGGAGCGGCCUGCUGGGAAGAGGACAUAAAGAAAAGAAAGCUAAUUUUGCAAUGAAUGUUGUGCAGGGUAUUUCCAAGGAAGGAAAAUGCAUCUCUGCUUACUCUGAUAAAAGGAAGCUGGGCAAGUCAGCUGGAUAUUAGCAGAAAGUGCCAUCACAACUCCCAAAAACCACAGGAGAUAACUAGAUUUAGAACAUGCUUUGGCUUGGACAUGCCGAUAUUGCCUGUUCCUAUCAGGAUGCCUCCUAGACUAUGGGCAAAACUUGUGAUUACACCUAAUUCCAGUAGCCUGCAAGUCACCCUCAGGCAAUACAAGGACAGGUCAGCCAGCCUUGUUUAGAGCUACACCCUCCAUUACUUAUGUGAUAUAUGGAAAAAUGUAUUUCUUGAGCACAUCAGCUAUUCACAAUACGAGAAUAUGAAGUGGGAAAGGAAAAUUGGUCCAAAACCCACUGUGGACACUGUGAAAUGACCCAGCUGUGUCUUUCAUUCCUGCUGGAGAGUCUCAAGAGUAGAAGUGGUUUCUUUCAGGCUGUUGCCACAAGAAGCUUAUUAUUACUGGGACUCAGGGAUGUGAAUCAGUAACUAUUUUGAUUAUGAGGAUCACAAGAAGUGUUUGUAGGGUCAGGAUUUUAAAAUCUUGAGCAUCCAGGCUUAGAGGGUGGGUUUGGAAGGGGAAGAGAGCAAAACUCCACACUCCUCCUCUUGGUUUUCCCAUUCAGAGAAAUGGAUACUUUUCCCAAACGCUACAGAUGAAAUCAACACACCAUAGCACAAGCUGCUGCCCCACUACUCUCUGCCUUGGGGAUGCAAUGGACCCCAAAAGCUCAGAGUAACUGUGCCAAAGCUUCCUUCAACCCUUCACACUGAUGACUGAGAAUAAGCCUCCCAUGGGGUGACGUGAAUUCCCUGCUCCUGGGAUGGGCAGGCUUCAGCUCAGUUCCCCGGAGGCACCUCUCCUGAUGGCAAGAGGAGUCCCAGUUUGUGCCACUUCUCCCUCUUCCAUGCUGGCAGAAGAUAAAUUGUUUGGGAAGGCAGGUGAGGAUCGCAGUGGAAGAGCUGUUGGUUUUGGAAGCUUUAUAACUUUCUUCAAAAUAUAUAUUCUUCUACAAAAGGAUACGUGAUCAGAAGACUUCGUUUGUAGCCACGAGCUCAGCCUGGCCAGGCAAACACCAGAACUGCUGAGAAAUGAUGCAGUGCUAUCAGACAUUAACAGAACACUUUUCUCCCAUAACCCAAGGACAUGUUCCAAUUCCCUGUUUACCACAACUCAUCUCUAGUGUUUCCCUAAGAUCACAAGGAAGAAAUUCUAGGACUACUUAGGAACUAUCACAGAGAGAGAAAACUUCUGGAGGAGAGACCUGAACUCAUGCACCUGGACACAGAAUGUCUUUUGCAGUUGUUCCAUAACCUGCCCUGCUCAAACUGGCCAAGAGUAUCAAUUUAAGAAAAAACAAACAAAACAAAACAAGCCAAAGCUCUGCUCAGAUACUCAGGGGCAAGUUCCCACAACCCUCAACAACUCAAUUUUCUGAAGGCUUAUGAGCUGUACUUUCCUACAGGCACAGACAGUAUUGUGUGUUUCUGAAUGUAAGGCCAAACCAGAGCAAGGCACCAACAGAGCCCUCCCCUACCAUGUUAGUUCUUGCCUCACACACAGCUCAUGAUAUUCCUAGUACACAAAUAAAACCCUUCUGUAAACACCAUAACAAGUAUUUGUGCACAUGCUAUUAAAACAACAAAC